Messenger RNA from Cladocopium goreaui, 1593 nucleotides. The record is from the annotation of a GenBank genome assembly. Lineage: Eukaryota; Dinophyceae; Suessiales; Symbiodiniaceae.
AUGUCCUCGGAACGAAGGGCGGAAGCAGCAGAUCCACCUUCGCUCCUUGGGUCAAGAUUCUUCCAGGACCUUCAGGGGAAUCGAGCCAAUCAUGGCAAGAAAACAUAUGAGGCCUACCAGCUUGAUGAACCUGAGGACAAUCAUCAAGCGGCCUUCAUGCAGGAGACCGAGUCCAUGGAGAUCGACGAGGAGCAGAUCUUUCAGCUUCUUGCAGACCAAGGUGACGAAGAUGCAGUGUUCAUCUCUGACUUUGAGGAUCAGAUUGUAGACGCCAUCCAGGAUCACCCAGGCUUGUCACAGUGCUUCUUGAGCUAUCAGGAGGCCCGUGCUAGGGGGUUUCUGGCCAGUGAAGGGAAAGACCAAGGGGAAAGGAGGCAAGAAGGGAAAACCGUCAUGGACACCAGCCAAUGGAUCGUCGCGGACCGGAUCGCCAACUCCACAUGCAGGGCCUAUGGACAGCCCGGGCACUGGAAGAGGGAGUGCCCAAACCGUCCGGAUGUCAAAAAGAAUGAAGCCACCAACAUCACUGAGGAGAUCCACCUUGGCACCGAUGACGUCGCCGCCGACAUCUUCGAGGUGGUAUCCGAACUCCCAGAAGAUGCAGAUCUUCACGAUCAGCAACUGACAUUCAGGAUCGACCCGAAGCUCAGCACCACAGCGCAGUAUCCCGAGUCGGCGCCGGCAGAAAUUCAGCGUCCACCGGGGAUCUCCACUCUUCGAGAGUGGGGUCAGCUGAAAGUGCCAUCGGGAAAGUUUGGGGGAAAGACAUUCGAACAGGCACACAGCGAUCUAUGCUAUGUUCGACAAAUGUGGAAUCGGAAGGCGGUAUCCGCCUGGGUUCGAAGUUUUCAGAUGUACUGCAGAGCCCGAAGUCAGGCCACCCACGAGUAUGCCUACAAGAUGCAGGAGCAGGGGAUCGAAGUGGAUUUGGUCAAACACCUGUCACAGGUAUCGAAUGGGGCGAACAGCAGUUUCAAUGCCGAGCCCAAGCCGAUCAGCAAGCCCAAGACCCCGAUCGGUGCGACCCAGGAGAAAGACAAAGCUGGAGAGUGGAUCAAGAUCGAAGAGGAGAUGAAGUCAACGAACGAGCACAGCCGAGCUCCCAAGAGGGUGAAUUCCAAGCCAAAGGCCUCAGCCAUGGCAGUGGAACCCAACCAUCAUCGGGUUCAGGAGAUUCGCACACAGAUUGCGAUCCGGGAGCGGGAGCUUGCCAAAGAAGUCCAGAUCCCCGAAGAGGAGGAGCUGAUGUCUGGAACAUAUGAAGCCAAAUUUGACAUGUGUGAGGAACUGCGCCGGACGAUGCUCCGUGCCCAAAGCGGCAACGACACUCAAUUAAAGGGCCACCUCGGGGAUCGGAUAUCCCUGUUGCAGCUCCGACAUAUGGAUUUGUUUGGGGAGUUUCAAAUGAUGGUGCCGGAGCUGCAACUUAAGCUUGUGAUGCUGUGCAGAGGAACUGAGAGGUUCCGUGUUCCCGGAAAUCUGUCAAAGGGUGAGCCAAUGCCAUGGCGGAAAACCAUCAUCAUCGACCGUGCUACCGGUGAGGUGAUCGACAAAGGAUUGUUCCCAGAAGUGGCCCUGAUUUUGAAAGCUUAG